Messenger RNA from Phaeodactylum tricornutum CCAP 1055/1, 4118 nucleotides. It is a transcript of the gene METH, whose product is annotated as methionine synthase. The transcript has 2 exons. Gene Ontology annotation, biological process: pteridine-containing compound metabolic process. The record is from RefSeq and is a predicted model, not a curated record. Bases 312 to 4049 code for a protein of 1245 amino acids. NCBI's taxonomy places the organism in Eukaryota, Bacillariophyta, Bacillariophyceae, Surirellales, Neidiaceae. Gene Ontology annotation, molecular function: zinc ion binding; methionine synthase activity; cobalamin binding.
UCUACCCCCGGGUCGAGUUUGACUACGACAAGAUUCCCCCCAAGCCUGCAACGGAACCGCCCCUGCCGACUUCCGCCGCCGCUCGCAAUCACGUGCCCAAUCCCUACGUCAAUACGACUCUCACGCACGACCGGAUCCAAGAAAUCCGUAAUCGCAGUACCCUGACCCCCGCGCAGCGGAACGACAUUGACUACCCACAACCGGUGGACCUGUACCCCACGGACUUUCCGUACUAUGUGCGGGGUCGCGACAGUCUGCGGACCUACAUCACGAAGCUGUUUACGUCGCAGAUUGCCAUUUACGACGGGGCCAUGGGCACCAUGAUCCAGAACUACGCCAAGAAGAACCGACUAGACGAGGAAGAGUACCGGGGCGAGCGAUUCCGCGACUGGAACUGCGCCGUCAAGGGCAACAACGACAUGCUCAGCAUCUCGCAGCCCCACAUCAUCAAGGGUAUCUACAUGCAGUACCUGGAAGAGGGCGGCAGCAACAUGAUUGGGACCAACACGUUUUCCUCCACCACCAUUGCUAUGGCGGACUACCAGAUGGAAGCGUACGCGUACGAGCUGAACUACGUGGGCGCUCGGUUGGCGCGGGAGGCCUGCGAUGAAGUGACGGCCAAAGACCCUAGUAAGCCGCGUUUCGUGGUGGGAGCCAUUGGACCCACGAAUCGUACGUGUUCGAUCUCGCCGUCGGUGGAGGACCCCGCGGCACGCAACGUGACGUUUGACGAGCUGGUAGAGACGUACCUGGAGCAGGUGGUGGGUCUGGUGGACGGCGGUGCCGACGUGCUCAUGGUGGAGACCAUCUUCGACACGUUGAACGCCAAGGCGGCGUUGUACGCGAUCGGAGAGUUUCUGGAGUUUAGCGGGUUGGACAUUCCCGUGUUUGUGAGCGGCACACUGGUGGACCAGUCGGGUCGUACACUGUCGGGACAGACGGGCGAGGCCUUUUACGUUUCGAUCCGGCACGCCAAGCCGAUGUGUGUGGGCUUGAACUGUGCGUUGGGCGCCAAGCACAUGGUACCCUUUGUGGAGCGCUUGAGCAAGGCGGCCGAGUGUUUUGUGCACGUGUACUCGAACGCGGGUCUGCCCAACGCCAUGGGCGGGUACGACGACACGCCGGAAGACAUGGCGCGCGAGAACGAGGUGUUUUUCGAGAACGGCUGGUUGAACAUGGUCGGAGGGUGCUGCGGGUCCACGCCGCCGCACAUCAAGGCCAUCCGCGAGACGGCAGAGCGGUACCAGCCCCGCAAGCUGCCGGAUGUGGGCCGGCCCAAGAUGUGGCUGUCGGGGCUGGAGGACCUGAAGGUGGAGGACGUGCACAACCAGCUGGGUUUGCCGUUUCUGAACGUGGGCGAGCGGUGCAACAUAGCCGGGUCGAUCAAGUUCAAAAAGCUCAUGAUGAAGGGCGAUUACGGCGCGGCCAUGGACAUUGCGAAGCAGCAGGUGGAGGACGGCGCGCACGUGAUCGACAUCAACGUGGACGACGGUAUGCUGGAUGGCCUAGCGGCGAUGCAAAAGUUUGUGAAGAUCGCGGUGACGGAACCGGAGAUUGCCAAGGUGCCGUUCAUGCUGGACGCGUCCAAGUUUGACAUUGUCAUGGCGGGUCUCAAGUGGUGUCAGGGCAAGUGCAUUGUGAACUCGAUUUCGCUCAAGGUGGGCGAGGAGCUGUUUAUGGAGCAGGCCACGUUGCUGAAGAAGCACGGCGCCGCGGUGGUUGUCAUGGCCUUUGAUGAGCAGGGUCAAGCGGCCACGGAAGACGAGAAGAUCCGUAUCUGCAAGCGGUCGUACGACGUUCUGGUGAACAAGGUGGGUUUCCCACCGGAGGACAUUGUGUUCGACCCGAACGUACUGACGAUUGGUACGGGUAUGGAAGAGCACGCGAACUACGGUGUGGAUUUUAUCAAUUCUGUGAAGCGCAUCAAGGAGGAGUGUCCGUACGUGAAGAUUAGUGGGGGUAUCUCGAACUUGUCGUUUGGCUUCCGGGGUGUGACGAAGAUCCGGGAAUCGAUCCACGCGGUGUUCUUGCACCACGCUAUUACCGAGUCGGGCAUGGAUGUUGGCAUCGUGAACUCGCACGAGCUACUGUCCGUUGAUGACUUGGAACCCGAUAUGAAGCUUUUGUGCGAAAACCUUGUAUUCAAUAAGACUCCCGAUGCCACAGAUGAUAUGCUUGAACGUACAAACUUCGAGCGAUCCAAAGGUGGAGUUGUGGACGAGGUCAAAAAGUCUUCCUGGCGCGAUCUUGAACCGUCCAAGCGACUGGAGCAUUCAUUGGUGAACGGUAUUUCCGAAUUUGUCGAUUCAGACGUCGAAGAAGCUCGCGUGUUGGCCACCAAGCCACUAGAUGUAAUUGAGGGACCCUUAAUGGACGGCAUGAACGUUGUCGGGGACUUGUUUGGAGCGGGAAAGAUGUUUCUACCACAAGUCAUCAAGUCUGCACGGGUCAUGAAAAAGGCAGUCGCCUAUCUGUUACCGUUUAUGGAUGCAGAGAAGAGGGAAAAUAUGAUUGCGGCUGGCUUGGAUCCAGAUGACGUUGAUCCUGAUGACGACUCGAAUUACGCUGGCAAAGUGCUGAUGGCCACAGUCAAGGGAGAUGUUCAUGACAUUGGAAAGAAUAUCGUCGCUGUUGUCCUUGGAUGCAACAACUAUAAAGUUUACGACAUUGGUGUAAUGUGCUCGUGUGAAAAAAUUCUCGCCAAGGCUAAAGAAUACAAUGUCGAUGUGAUUGGUCUCUCUGGAUUAAUUACUCCUUCCUUGGACGAGAUGGUUGAUGUUGCCAAAGAAAUGUCCAAGCAAGGUUUCAAGCAACCCUUGCUGAUUGGUGGCGCCACUACUUCCAAGAUGCACACAUCCGUGAAGAUUGCUCCGAGCUACACAACCCCCGAGCACCCAACAAUUCAUGUUCUGGAUGCGUCUCGUUCCGUAACGGUGGUCAACUCUCUUUUGGGAGAGAACAAGGGAGAGUUUGUGGAGGAUAUUAUGGAGGAGUACGAAGAAAUGCGUGAAGAUUACUAUGCAGGGCUCGAGGACCGCAACUUUUUAACUUUUGAGAAGGCCAAGGAGCAAAAGAUUACGAUCAACUUUGAUCAAUCACCGGUUGCAGACACUCCAAACAAAAUCGGCAUAACCGUCAUUGAUACGGUCAAGAUUUCGGCGGUUGUUCCUUACAUUGAUUGGAAUCCAUUCUUUCAGACGUGGGAGCUGCGUGGUCGAUACCCGAAUCGAGGCUAUCCCAAGAUUUUUAACGACGAAGCGGUCGGAGGCGAAGCCAAGAAACUUUUCCAUGAUGCGCAGACGAUGCUGAAUCAAAUCUGCGAGGACGGCUCCAUGACGUUGAAGGGAGUUGUCGGUAUCUUCCCGGCGAACCGUAGUGAGGAUGGCGAGGAUGUGCACGUUUAUGAGACGGAAGCCGAUCGCGAAUCAGGAAAUGUGUCGACUACGUUCUGUAUGUUGCGCCAGCAAGCCGAGAAGGAGUCCGACGACCCGUAUUUGUCCCAAGCCGACUUUGUCGCCCCCGCGGGUUACAAGGAUCACUUGGGUAUGUUUGCUGUUUCUUGUUUUGGUUGUGACGCUCUAGUGAAGAAGUUCGAAUCCGAGAACGACGACUAUUCCAAGAUUAUGGCACAAGCUUUGGCGGAUCGUUUCGUCGAGGCGUUUGCCGAGUACGUGCACCGCGAGAUGCGUCUGGAUCUCUGGGGAUACGCGGCUGGCGAACAAUUGAACGAGUCCGAUUUGCUCAAGGUGAAAUACGACGGUAUUCGCCCCGCUCCGGGUUACCCGUCGCAGCCGGACCAUACGGAAAAACGCACAAUGUGGAAUCUCCUGCAGGCGCAGGAACUGGCCGGCAUUGAAUUGUCGGAAUCGCUGAGCAUGAUGCCGGCGUCGUCCGUUUCGGCGUUGGUCUUUGCGCACCCCGAGUCCGAGUACUUUGCCGUGGGCCAAGUGGGUAAAGAUCAGGUAACGAAUUACGCGUCACGCAAACAGAUGGAUUUGGCACUCUGCGAACGAUGGCUGUCUCCUAUUCUUAAUUACGAACGAGAUUAAAACCCUGUAAGGUGUCGAGAGAAAAAAGCCGUCGGUGAUAUAUUGCAAUAAUCCAUGGUAUAAUUAUGC